GAAGUGUGUGACCUUUGGACCGGGGCUAGUUGUGAGGGGAGCGGUGCGCGUGCUCAGGCCGACAGUGCGAGCUCAGUUCCCGGGUGAAUAGUUGUUGUUAGGUCGGUGGAUUCUGAGAGGAGAUUAUGCAGGCUGUGGAGAAUAUCCAAAAAGUCCUCUCUGAGCUCGACCCCUGCAAAUUAAAAGUACUGGCUCUCUCCUCUGUUGGGGUUGGAGGACUUUUGUGCUAUCUGGCAUGGAGGAGGCAGCCGAAGAAGAUCCCGUUUGGAGAUGGUUGGUGGAGGGUUGGAGAGAAGCCCUUUGCUGAAGACAGAACUAUACGUCCUUUUGUUGUGGAGACGUCUGAAGACGUGAUACAGGAUCUUUAUGAGCGUAUCGACAGAAUGAGAUACACAGACAGUCUGGAAGACGCCCGAUUCCACUACGGCUUUAACUCCACCCAUCUUAAAAAGGUGGCUUCCUAUUGGAGGCAUGAGUUUGACUGGGGGAAGCAGGUUAAGGUGCUCAACAAGUAUCCUCACUUCAAAACCAACAUUGAGGGUCUGGACGUGCACUUCAUACACGUGAAGCCGGUCCAGCGCGCCGGGCAGAAGGUUCUGCCCCUGAUGCUGGUACACGGCUGGCCCGGAUCCUUCUUCGAGUUCUAUAAAAUCAUUCCUAUGCUCACAAAGACUGAUGGAGACUUCGUCUUCGAGGUCAUCUGUCCCUCUAUUCCAGGAUACGGCUACUCUGAAGCUUCUCAGGUUCAAGGAUUCACUGCAAUUGCUGCUGCACGUAUCUUCCAUAAACUGAUGGACAGACUGGAGUUCACUGACUAUUACAUUCAAGGAGGAGACUGGGGAGCCUUCAUCACCACCAUCAUGGCUCUAAUAAAGCCUGAGUGUGUUCGGGGACUGCACCUUAACAUGGUAAACGCCAGGGCUGGAGGCGUGAAGGCUGUCAUCUCUCUCCUGCUCGGCCGCUACUUUCCUUUCCUGGUCGGCUUCACCCGAGAAGACGUCUGCCGAAUGUACCCUUUCAUGCAGAAGAAUGUGUAUGAACUUCUGCGGGAGUCUGGAUACAUGCACAUCCAAGCCACCAAACCCGACACUGCAGGCUGUGGAUUAAAUGACUCUCCAGUUGGUCUGGCCGCCUACAUCCUGGAGAAGUUCAGCUCCUGGACAGAUUUUAAGAACAGGAACCUCGAGGAUGGGGGUCUAGAGAGGAAGUACAGCCUGGAUGACCUUCUGACCAAUAUCAUGAUCUACUGGACUACAGGAUCCAUCAUCCCAUCCAUGCGCUUCUACAAGGAGAACAUGGGUUAUGACUUCCAGAAAAUAAUGACCAAUACCACAAAAGUCUCUGUACCGACCGGAUUUGCAGCGUUCCCCCACGAGCUGAUGCACUGCCCAUGGGUCUGGGCCAGCUCACGGUUCCGAGACCUCCGCUCCUUCACCUACAUGCCGCGAGGAGGGCACUUCGCGGCCUUCGAGGAGCCCAAGCUGCUGGCGCAGGACGUGCAGCAGUUUGUGAAGAAAGUGGAGAGCAGGAGGUCUAAAUAACCAGUGUGUUAUCGUGCAUUGUGGGAUUGCAUUAUUUUACAGGGAAAUGAAAAAGAAAAAGCAUGUUAAAGAAUAGAAAGUAUUAUGAUUUAAAACUUGAAAGCGUCCAAGACAAGAAACCAAUAAGCAUUCAAUAAGCUGUUGCACUUCCUUUAUAUAGUUUAUAUAUAUAUAUAAAUGCAUUAAGAAUGUUAAUCACAGUUUUUUUGCUCACAACACUGCUUUUGUACUGAUCAUAUACAUAUACAGAUAUCUUUUUGAUUUGUAUUCAAGUGAAGCAAUGUAUAUUUGAGAAAGAUUUAAUUUUUACAAUCAUUACUAUAUAAAAAUUAAUAGUGUGUGGGUUUUUUUUGUAUUAUUAUUCACAACAUUUAGAGAUAAGGAUGGCUGCCUUUACUUUCACACCCUCUCCUUCACCCGGGUAUUAAUCCCACCACCACACUACAAAAUGUAAAAGCUGCAAAUGUAAACCAUUUACAAAUAUACAUAAAGCAUCACAGUAAAUAUCAAAACAUACAAAAUAGACAGAACAUCGCUAUUGUUAUGAUAUGGAUGUUUUUUAUUUCAUUUUUCGUAUUUGACACGAUAAGUUCUGUUAUAUACCAGAUAUUUUUGUGUAUGAAAGUGAAGAAAUGUACAUUUUGAUAAAGAGUUAAUUUCUACAAA
Messenger RNA from Astyanax mexicanus (Mexican tetra), 2207 nucleotides. RefSeq names its product epoxide hydrolase 5 (gene ephx5). Gene Ontology annotation, molecular function: epoxide hydrolase activity. Gene Ontology annotation, biological process: arachidonate metabolic process; epoxide metabolic process. The transcript has 9 exons. The record is from RefSeq and is a predicted model, not a curated record. Bases 126 to 1541 code for a protein of 471 amino acids. Lineage: Eukaryota; Metazoa; Chordata; Actinopteri; Characiformes; Acestrorhamphidae.